Morus notabilis is the source of this 897-nucleotide messenger RNA. RefSeq lists its product as uncharacterized. The record is from RefSeq and is a predicted model, not a curated record. Bases 1 to 897 code for a protein of 298 amino acids. Lineage: Eukaryota; Viridiplantae; Streptophyta; Magnoliopsida; Rosales; Moraceae. The transcript has 2 exons.
AUGAGGACAGAUCCCAGCCGAAGGAACCAGAAGAAAUUCUGCAGGUUCCACGGCGAUGUCGGCCACCACACCAACGAUUGUGCUGACCUCAAGGAUGAAAUCGAUAGAGUAAUUCACGAGGGGAGGCUACAUGAAUUCAAAGCUGAGCGAAGACCUCGAAAUGAUGGCCACGGUAGGCAGAAUGACGGUCGACGUCGAGAGGAGAACCAACGUCCCGAGGACCGAGAACCUGUCAGCGUCAUACAGACUGUCCUCGGUGGCCCCUAUAUAGGAGGAGACUCAAGGAGAUCCCAGAAGGAUUACGCCCACGAGGCCAGAGGGGUUUACCAGGAAAGAUUCCGAAGUGUCUCCGCUGUAAAAACCCCACAAUAUAAUAGUGCCGAUGUGGCAUUUAAUGAGGACGACACCAGCGGAGUUCACUUUCUCCACAACGACGCAUUGGUAGUGGAAGCCAUGAUUGGAAAUCACACUGUAUGCCGAAUCCUGGUAGACAAUGGGAGCUCGGUGGACCUCCUUUACUCCGACUGCUUGGAAAAGAUGGGGAUCCGAAAGGAGCAGUUGGAGAAGACCACUAGGCCAUUAUACGGUUUCACCGGGGACUCCGUCAUCCCUCAGGGGACUAUCCGGUUGCCUAUAAUCGUCAGAGAAAAACCCCGACAGACCACGAUAAUGGCCAACUUUGUGGCACUGAGGGCAAUAACCUUCGUCUACCACCAGAAGGUUAAGUUCCCUACCCCAAACGAUGUAGGCGAGAUGAAGAGCAACCAGUACGAAGCUAGGGUUGUAUACUCCGAUGCCCUCCGUGGAUACGACCAGCCAAGGCGACAGGAGGCCAGAAUGGUCUAUCAAAACACUGUUGAAGACAUAGAUCCCAGGGUUCAAGAGGAGGUCGCCUAG